Messenger RNA from Raphanus sativus (radish), 2460 nucleotides. Its product is annotated as O-fucosyltransferase 27. Gene Ontology annotation, cellular component: cytoplasm; Golgi apparatus; endosome. The coding region runs from base 190 to 2238 and encodes 682 amino acids. The transcript is spliced from 9 exons. The record is from RefSeq and is a predicted model, not a curated record. NCBI's taxonomy places the organism in Eukaryota, Viridiplantae, Streptophyta, Magnoliopsida, Brassicales, Brassicaceae.
GAUUCAAUGUAAGAAGACUUUUCAGAGAGAGACCAAACAACCCAUUGUCCGAUCAACACCGAUCUACUUCACCAGACAUGUGCUCACACGUGUCUCUUUCAACUCCGAUUCGAACUUUUCUUCGACUCUAGUAGUCUUAUGUUUACUAGAAGAACUUAGUUUUAAUCGAGUGUAGUAAGUAAGUGAGAGAUGAAGGGAGAAGGUAAAGUGUUCUUCUUGAAGUCUCGCAUGAAAUGGAUUGGUCUCGUCGGUCUCGUCUUGUCUGCUCUCUCUCUCCUCGUCCACUUUCUUCUCGCCGGAUUCACUGAUGACUCCAUCUCCGAUUACUCCAUCCCUGUCACUCUCUUCUCCUGGAGACCCGUCUUCGAUAAUCCUAGAUUCAACCGACAUACUCCACUGUACAGAAGACUCUGGGGUCCAACGAGGCAUGUGGAGUCAUUACUUCCCUAUCCUAUUCCAAGAGGUUACCAUUCAGAUCCACCGGCAAGGACAAACGGUUUUGUUUUCGUUAGAAUACAAGGUGGUUUCCAUGAGAUUAGAAACUCGAUUCCUGACGUUGUAGCUGUUUCACGGCUACUUAAUGCUACUCUGGUUAUCCCUGAGAUCCAAUCAACAACCAGCAGCAAAGGGAUUAGCUCACAGUUUAAGAGCUUUGCAUAUCUAUACAAUGAAGAGCACUUCAUGACUUCUCUUGCAAAUGACGUUAGAGUUGUUAAAACUCUCCCCAAGAAUCUCAAAUGGGCUAGAAGAAAGAAACAGAUCCCUUCCUUUAAAGUCUCUUACGGAUCUUCUCCUUAUUACUACUUACACCAUGUUCUCCCUGUUCUCAUUAAACACUCUGUCGUUGAACUAGUUGUCCCUAACGGUGGAUGCUUACAAGCUAUACUUCCUACUGAUCUUGAAGAGUAUCAGAGGCUGCGGUGUAGAGUUGCUUUCCAGGCCUUGCAGUUUAGGAAAGAGGUUCAAGAACUUUCCACCAAAGUAUUGCAAAGACUGAGACCUUUGGGAAGACCUUUCAUCGCCUAUGAUCCAGGGAUGACAAGAGAAGCUUUGGCUUAUCAUGGCUGUGCUGAACUUUUCCAGGAUGUUCAUACUGAGCUGAUUCAACAUAAACGAGCUUGGAUGAUUAAACGUGGGAUCGUCAAAGGGAAACUCUCUGUAGACUCAGCUGAGCAACGCCUCCAAGGCUUAUGUCCUUUGAUGCCAGAAGAAGUUGGUAUUCUCCUACGAGCUUAUGGAUACUCAUGGGACACAAUCAUAUACGUAGCCGGAGGAGAGGUCUUUGGCGGGCAGAGAACGUUGAUUCCGUUACACGGCAUGUUUGAGAAUGUAGUUGACAGGACUUCUCUUAGUACUGGAUGGGAGCUUGCUAAAAUGUAUGGUCGUGAGUCGAAACAUAAAGACAUCAGACCAAAAGCACCUCCUUCGGUGGAGGAAGAAACCAAACAUGACUCGUCGAAGAGCGUAAGACAAAGGCCUCAGCCUCUUCCUCCUCCACCAGCUAGACCAAAGUACUACAACAUUGAAGGUUGGUGGGGUUGGGUGGCUGAGAGUGACAAUGAGCCUGAGAACACGGUUAUUGAGCUGAGAACCAAUGCUCACAAGCUGUUGUGGGAAGCGAUUGAUUACGUUGUGAGCGUUGAAGCUGAUGUGUUCAUCCCUGGUUUUGAUCGUGAUGGGAAAGGACAUCCGAGUUUUGCUAGUUUGGUGAUGGGUCAUAGGCUUUAUCAGUCUGCUUCUGCUAAGACAUUUAGACCAGACAGGAAACAAACUGCAAUGCUUUUGGAAGAGAUAAGAGACCAUAUGUAUGAGGCGAAUCAGACUUGGAUAACAUCUGUUAGGAAGCUUCUCAAGAGAAGUAUACUUGAGGGUCUAGUGGAAUCUUCUAAAAGAUCAAAAGCCUUUAGUUUUCUUUCGCAUCCUGUACCUGAAUGUUCUUGCAUUAAGCGGGAACAUAGAGUUAUAAACGUCUCACUGGUUGAAGCGGAUCUUGGGGUGACACACCGUUGUCCGCAAGGGAUGGAUGGUGUUGUUAAAAGAUCAAAGGAUAAUAAUAAGAAUGCAGAGAGAGAAGAGGAUCUUGAUGAAGAGGACUUGUCUUCUUCAGGGUUGUUCUUUGGUCACAAGGGAAGUGGAGGGAGCAGUAAUAGUAACAAUGAGACUGUAAAUUCUGAAGCUAACAACAAAGAGGAAGGGCAGCUUGAAGAUCAAGAAGAGCUUGAGGGUGGUGAAAGAUAAGAAGCUCGAGAACUUGAAUUGGUUUUUUGAUUGAAAAUGCAAUAGCUUGUUAGACAAACGAGCAAGUCCUAGGUACACCACCAAGUAGAUCUAACUAGGAAAGCUCACUUCUUGGGUUGCAGUAUUUUCCAUCUUUUCUCAAAAUUAGUUUGUAGCCACUGGUUAUUAGGUUGGUGUAUUAGAAGAGACAUCUUUUUUGGUGAUCAAUUUUACAACAGUUCA